UCUUGGAAAGGCCACUUCAGAGCUGCCCUGGCUGAGGCUCCGACGACAGACUCUGCUUCUGCGUGGUUUGCAAGGUGCCAAAAACAUCUCCGGUGCUCCGGCAGGAGCGGCCAAUGGAAGUCGCGGCCGGGACCCCUCCCACUCCCUGCUCCCCCCUCCCGCCCCCCUCAGUGGCAUCCCAGCUUCCUGCCUCUCUCUCUCCCUCCUGAUCGGCCUGACGCAGAAGUGAGGACCUGACAGCCGCAGGACCUGUAGAACCCUCUGUCUGUAGGUCCCAGACAGAGCCUCGGCCUUUCCAAAGAUGGCCUGGAGACAGCUGUUCCUGCUCUCCUGUCUCUCGGCCGUGCUGCUCCUGUCCAUCCUGCCGGAGGGGACUGCUGUGGCGGUGGGCACCAGGCGGCUGGCAGCACAAGAGGUGCAGGAAGGUGAGUGCCGGGGCCACCCAGGGGGCUCCCGAGGUAGCCCUGGUGAGCAUGUGCCGGUUGUGACCGGCUUCUCUCGGGUUUCAGGCGUGGAAGGGAAGAUUUUCAUGCAGGAAUCCGACGCCUUGAAUUUCCUCAAGAAGCGAGGCAGGCGGUCCCUCAAACCCCGAGAAGAGGUCAAUGCGGAGAACAGGCAGAAGCUGCAGGCGGACGAGCUACGGAGAGAACAUCUCGAGGAACAAAGGAACGAGUCUGAGAACUUCGCGGAGGAGCAAAACGAUGAACAGGAAGAGAGAAGCCGGGAGGCCAUCGAGCAGUGGCGCGAGUGGCACAGUGACGGCCUGUACCCACCCUAUCUCUACAACCGCCACCAUGUCUGACCUCAGCCCGAUGCGCCCAGAAGACGGCACCUGACACACCCGCCCACCCUCGGUAUUCGGGCACCUCUUCUGCGUACAGACAGGCCCCGCCCCACGGCCUCAGCCCGGGGCCUUCUGUUCUCGUGGACGGAAACGCCCUGGCUUGCGCUUCUGGGCAGGUGAACUUCUGAGGUGAGCCAAGGCCUGUGGGGCUUCACCCCUAUGGUGGUUUCCCACUGCUUCGCCAUGGUUCCCACAGCGAGACUCCUGGCCCAUUGAACAAUGCAAGAAUCACAGGAGAGAGAAAAGAUCACGUGCCUGCUUAGAGUUUACGAAUAAAAACGCUGAGUCAACACUCUGUACCGUCGUCUUCUCGAAUCUCACACUGAGCCGCACCAGCCUGCCCCUCCCGGGUGACGCUGGGACUCUCACCGACUUGGGUGGCGGGAAGCU
This is a messenger RNA of Physeter macrocephalus (sperm whale), 1234 nucleotides long. It is a transcript of the gene UCMA, whose product is annotated as upper zone of growth plate and cartilage matrix associated. NCBI's taxonomy places the organism in Eukaryota, Metazoa, Chordata, Mammalia, Artiodactyla, Physeteridae. Gene Ontology annotation, cellular component: extracellular matrix. The record is from RefSeq and is a predicted model, not a curated record. The coding region runs from base 302 to 802 and encodes 166 amino acids. The transcript has 4 exons. Gene Ontology annotation, biological process: regulation of osteoblast differentiation; embryonic skeletal system development.